CCCGCAACGCUGCAGUCAUGCGUCCCUCUGUGCGUCUGUUAAACUUGGAAGUGCCCUCUAUCCAGGGGGCCCGAUCUCUCUAUGUCUGCUCAGUCUGCAGACAUGAAGCGCGUCCCCGUCCGAUUGUCGCCCGCCAAUUCUUGCGCAACGCCUCCAACGCGAACUCGCUGACCGAGAAGGUGCGCCGCAAGAUCUGGGGCACCGACAACCCCCCCGGUCUUAAAGACCCCUAUGGCGGUGAGGGUGCUCUUGAGCGGAAAUUCAAAAGCAAGCAAGCUCCGACGGUAGUAGAAGAAGAGACACCUGAAGCUUCGCAGGCGCUUGACACCGCUGCAGACGAGGACGCUGCUCCCGCUGCAGACGACUACGAGCCGGCGACAACAUGGGAGGGUCUCGAUCGCGUCGGCCACCUCGGUCGGUGGUCUGACCUUCCUCCUGCGCCGACUGACGCAUACAAGUCGUUCCAGUACAAGAAGAAGAUUACUAAGAAGGGCUUACUCUCAAUUGCGGCUCACCAGGCUGUCGUCGAGCUCUGCCUCAUGCACCAGCUGGGUAAGCCCUUGACGAGCAUCUGUGAUGUCGAGGAGCACGAUCAGUCGGUUUUCAAGUUAAUCUGGAAGACCAAGGUUGUACCGACCUCGGAUGGACAAUGGAAUGCGGCACUGGAGUAUCCCAACAAAGAGGCUGAGGAGGCUCUUGUCUAUGUUUUUGAGCAAAUCGGUGGCCAAAAGGUCGCUCCUGAAACGGAGGAAGCGUCGCAGGAUGUUGAAGAGGCAGAAGAAGCGACAAACGACUUGACAGACAUCCUCGGCACUGACGAGACCAAGCAACCUUUCUUUGGUUAUCAAACUAUUCGUGACAAUGGUUUCUUGUCUCUGUCGCUGAAUGAUCCGGCCACGAAGUUUGCUUUCUUGAAGAGAUUCUCCCAAUUGACUGGCCACUUCUUCCCUGACCCUGCUGUUCAUUCGAUCGCCACUGUUCAGCAGGUCGUUGACCACGUUCAGCAAGUCGUGAAGCCGAAGCCGAAAAAACUGGCUGAUUACCUCGCCAAUAAUCAGCGGUACUCAAACAUGCCCAAUAUCAAAGUCUUCGCCAAGAGACAGAAGCGUUCUGACAGGGAUGAAGAAUUGGGCCGCAAGAAGCUCAUUGAAGCCGAGCUUCGCGCCAGAGGUCUUAUUGAAUAGACUGCUACGAUGGUGGAUUUGGGGUAGGUCCCCGAGGUUUAAGUUUCUAGUUCUUGUAGCAUGUUAUUUGUUAAACCCUUGCUGUACAAUAGGAAGCAAUGUUUUGUUCGUUCGAAUAUCAUUGAAAGUAUC
Molecule: messenger RNA, 1316 nt
Organism: Aspergillus aculeatinus CBS 121060
Lineage: Eukaryota; Fungi; Ascomycota; Eurotiomycetes; Eurotiales; Aspergillaceae
Product: mitochondrial 54S ribosomal mL50 protein
Exons: 3
Coding region: 18-1184 (388 amino acids)
Cellular component (GO): mitochondrion
Source: RefSeq, a predicted model, not a curated record